Messenger RNA from Effrenium voratum, 1017 nucleotides. NCBI's taxonomy places the organism in Eukaryota, Dinophyceae, Suessiales, Symbiodiniaceae. The record is from the annotation of a GenBank genome assembly.
AUGCAGCGCGCUGUGACGAUGAAGGAUGUUGCACAAAAGGCAGGCGUGUCGGUUAUGACCGUCAGUCGUGCAUUCAAGCAGCACGCCUCCGUGGGUGAGGCAACCAGAAAGCGCAUUCUUCAGAUUGCCGAGGAUCUCGGCUAUGUCUUUGACAGUAACGCUGCAACAUUCCGGUCUCAAAGAACCGGUUUCGUUGCAGUGGCCAUUCCCUCGAUCAACAACGCCAAUUUCGCUGAUACCGUGGGAGCCAUGUCCGAAGCUCUCAAGGAUGAAGACCUUCAGGUUCUUCUGGGCUACAGCAACUACGAUAUUCACGAAGAAGAAGGCAUCGUUGAGCAGUUCCUGAAACGCAGGCCCGAGGCAAUCGUGCUGACGGGCGGGCGGCAUACGCCGAGAACUCGUCAAUUGCUUGAACGGGCAAAAAUUCCGGUGAUCGAGACCUGGGACCUGCCGGAUGAUCCGAUUGAUCAUGUCGUCGGCUUUUCCAAUGCGGCAACCAUGCAUGAUCUUGUCCGGCAUCUUGUCGGAACCGGGCGGUCCCGGAUUGCCUUUAUCGGCGGUGAUACCGAUGGCGAUACCCGGGGAGCAGACCGGCGGCGCGGCUUCAUGGCGGCAAUGGAAGAGCAGGGCCUGUCGAGCGAACGGCUGAUCGGUGCGGGUGACCCGCCGAUCUCGAUGCGGGAAGGGGCUGCCGCCAUGUCGCGGUUGCUGCGUGAACACCCGGAUACCGAGGCGGUCGUAUGCGUAUCCGACCUGUCGGCUUUCGGUGCCCUGACCGAGUGUGCCCGCAAGGGCGUGAAGGUACCGGACGAUAUUGCGAUUGCGGGAUUUGGCGCCUACGACAUUUCGUCUAUCUGCGUCCCGACGCUGACGACGAUCAAUCCUCAUCCGGAGGAGAUAGGCCGGAAAACCGGCGAGCUGAUCAGAACGCUGCUUAGGGGUGAGGGCACCGGUACUGAGGGUGCCAUCCGGAUCGGGAUUGAACCGCAGCUCAGUGUCGGUGAAUCGAGUACGUGA